CUCCUAUAUAAUUUUUUUUCUCCACAUAAAAUGUCUUCCAAUACCGUUAAAUAUCAUAUAUUUGAAGAAAAAAACUUUCAGGGACUUGUCUAUUGUGAUUAUUGUGGAAAGUUAUUAUGGGGAUUAACACGGCAAGGUGUUCAGUGCACAGAAUGUGGAUAUAGUUGUCAUGUUCAUUGUAGUGACAUGGUUAUCCAAUGUCGAAUUCCUAGACGUUUGAGUCCAGACUCACUUUCAGUUACUGAUUCAGAAGCAGAAUCUGUUGUUUCUAAAUAUUCUCAACGCAACUCAUUAGAGAGAUUUAAUAGUACAAGUAGUAUUGAAGAUAGUCGAAGUAGAAAGAAAAGUAUAGAAGAGCCAGUUAAAUCACCUAUAUUUUCAAAUACAACUAAAGAGUUGAGCAGAACAUUAAAGAUAGAAUCCUAUCGUAAAUCUUUGAAACAAAGGCUGCAGAAAAAUAAUAAUAGCGAUAUGAUAGAGAUAAGUCCACAUUCAACUGCCAAGGUAUUUACGAGAUUUGUUGCACGAUCAAGAGCGUUCUUUUGGAUAGGUCAAUGGUGGUAUGACAUAUAUAAUUGGAAGAAUAAAUGGCAUUCAUUUAUAGUUUGUAUUAUCUGGGUUUGUUCAUGCCUAUAUCCCUAUACGAUAUUACUAAUACCUCCUUUACUCGUUUGGCGACUUUAUUGGAGUAUUGGUUUGGAAGAGCAGCAAAAUGUAUCACAAAUAUUAUUUCCACGUUAUGAAGAGCAUUCAUCUGAAUAUUAUACCAACUUACAAAAUAUGCAUUAUACCUUCGUCUUCUUGAUAAGGCUCUAUGAUAAUCUAUCAUACCAUAUGCAACAUAUUCAAUUAACGAGUACAUCUUAUAAACUUAUGCUGCUAAUAAGCCUAUUGAUUUCUGUUAUGCUUGCCUUUGCUGGCCGUUUUUUAGUUAUAACCGUUGGUUUAGUAAUUCUACUUAAUAAGACGUGGAUUGGUACAGCUAUAGAGAUUAUACUUUGUAAUUUAAUAGAACUAGUUCAGAAAGUAUGUUACCUAUAUCAAGUCUCACGAGGAACCAAGUCAGUGAUGUCAGAAAGAAAAUGGAUAGAGGUAUCCGUGUAUGAAAAUCAGAGAUGGUGGGCAGGUACAGGUUAUACAUCUCAGCUGCUGAGAUCAGAAAGAUCAGCUUGGUCUAAUAUUUGUGGUUCAGAGCCGUUGCUGCCAAAAGAUGAGAUGCUUCCACCAAAGAAUUAUACAUGGGAGGAAAAUGGGUGGCAGCUUGAUAUAACAGGACCAUGGACAGAUGAUGCUUUAGGAAUAGUGGUAAAUUAUAUGUGAAAAUAAAAAUAAGAACAGACACAUUGAGCACAAAUUUAUAUACAUAUAGGAUUUUGUAGAGUGUGAUGAAAAUGGUUGGGUUUAUACAGAUCACCGUUGGCUCAAAGAAAAAGAUAAUAGAAAUGAAACAACGAAGGAAUUAACGAGAAGAAGAAGAUGGUUUAGGAAGGCAAUAUCAGUAAAAAGUGCUUGAUUAUUAUAUUGUAUAUAUACAUGUAUGCAUAUAUAUAUAUAUAUGUAUGUAUAUAUAUAUAUUUCCCCAAUAAAUAUAUUCUAUGUAAAAGGCAACAAUUAAGCUGAUUUAGCAUAAAUUAUUGAAUUUACUAUAGC
Cokeromyces recurvatus is the source of this 1650-nucleotide messenger RNA. RefSeq lists its product as uncharacterized. Gene Ontology annotation, molecular function: protein serine/threonine kinase activity; ATP binding. The record is from RefSeq and is a predicted model, not a curated record. Gene Ontology annotation, cellular component: membrane. The coding region runs from base 31 to 1320 and encodes 429 amino acids. Gene Ontology annotation, biological process: protein phosphorylation. NCBI's taxonomy places the organism in Eukaryota, Fungi, Mucoromycota, Mucoromycetes, Mucorales, Mucoraceae. The transcript is spliced from 5 exons.